Molecule: messenger RNA, 5687 nt
Organism: Diachasmimorpha longicaudata
Lineage: Eukaryota; Metazoa; Arthropoda; Insecta; Hymenoptera; Braconidae
Gene: Pten
Product: phosphatidylinositol 3,4,5-trisphosphate 3-phosphatase and dual-specificity protein phosphatase PTEN
Exons: 8
Coding region: 613-2406 (597 amino acids)
Biological process (GO): phosphatidylinositol 3-kinase/protein kinase B signal transduction; cell motility; phosphatidylinositol dephosphorylation
Cellular component (GO): nucleus; cell projection; cytosol
Molecular function (GO): protein tyrosine phosphatase activity; phosphatidylinositol-3,4,5-trisphosphate 3-phosphatase activity
Source: RefSeq, a predicted model, not a curated record
CGAGGCCCCGUAACAGGCGAGGACAAAGCCCAUGCCCUCCCUUGUAAUGCCGCAGGGCCGGUGGUGUCUCCCCGUGUUUGCAAAUCUCCGCAAAGUUCCAGUAAACCCCUAAACUCGGCCCACCAAAGCCACGAAAUUAUUGAACUUCACGCGGUGAUAAAACAAUUACCCAAUCGUGAAUGAAGAGAGAGAGAAAACGUCGGAGAAAAAAAAACGUGUCGAGCAUAAUGCGUGUGUGAUACUGUGAUAAAACCCAUAGACAAGGAAGUGUUGAGGUUUCAUGUGGUGUGGAGGCAGUGGACAGUGAGGGAUAUACCUAGGAUAACACUGUGACGAAGGAGAAAGAGAGAGAGAGAGGGAGGGAGGCAGGGAGUGAGGUUGCGAGCGGGGGCCGAGGCAACCCGACCAAGAGAGAGUGAACAGAACAAAGGUUCUGCUGCAACGUUUCGUAUAUGGCGUAUUCUACAACAAAAUGUGAUAUAUCGAUAGUAAGGAUUAUUCGGUACUUCCAAUGUCAUGAUGUGCAUCCAGAUUUAAUGGAGUUUGUAGCUAACAACGAUAAGGAUGGAGUGGAAAAAUGAUGGAUAACGAGAUGGAAAACUUCCAGGACCUAUGCUUCACGCAUUGAUGGGUAUAUGCUUUUCCUGUAGGAGACCCUCUAGCAAUCGGCUUAAUAACAAGAUUUCAGAGCACAUAUCGGCUUCGGUAACACCCCUUCAUGUUUGUCUGGAGGAACAAGGAGGAGCAGAACUGGGCUCGUGUGACGCCGUGGCUCGCAGGGCGCAGGUUAAAACAAGUGGUGAGCAACUGGGUGAAACGAUUAGCGUUAAAUCGUGGGAGACGGAGGUAGGAUUUACUAAGGGUGGAUGUGAAGAUUGGGGACAACAGCCGAGCAUGGCCAAUACGAUCAGCAACAUGAAGAUGACAAACCCCAUCAAGGGGCUUGUCAGCAAAAGACGAAAACGAUUUACCGAGGAUGGCUUCGAUCUUGAUCUCACAUAUAUACGGGAUAAUUUGAUAGCAAUGGGCUUUCCCGCUGAAAAGCUCGAGGGUGUGUACAGAAAUCACAUCGACGAUGUGGUUAAAUUUUUAGAAUCCAAGCACAAGGAUCACUACAAAAUUUAUAAUCUCUGUUCUGAGAGAUCAUAUGACUGUAAAAAAUUCAAACAGCGAGUUGCAACGUACGCUUUUGCUGAUCACAAUCCACCAAAAUUGGAGCUUAUAAAGCCAUUCUGUGAGGAUGUUCAUGAUUGGUUAUCUGAGGAUAGAAAAAAUGUUGCUGCUGUUCAUUGUAAAGCUGGCAAAGGUAGAACUGGAGUUAUGGUGUGCUGUUAUUUACUCCAUACCAGGCAGUUUUCAACUGCUAGUGAGGCACUGAAUUUUUAUGGCACCAAGAGGACAACUGACAGGAAGGGUGUUACGAUACCUUCGCAGAGGAGGUAUGUGGGCUACUACGCAAUGUUAAUACAGGAGAGCUUGAAUUAUCAGCCAGUUACACUGAUUUUGAGGGAAAUACAGUUGGAUCCAGUUCCAAUAUUUAAUGGGGGUCAAGGCUAUUUGCAUUUUGUGAUAUGGGAAUCAGAGAAACGAAUAUUUAGUUCUGAAACAAUUGAAGUUAGGAAAGGAAUGCCGUCUAUAUCAAUUUCAAUUGAUCAUAAUGUUUCACUGACUGGUGACAUUCGUGUAGAUUUUUUUAAUAAGAAGCCAAAAAUGAAGAGAAAAGAGAAAAUGUUUCAUUUUUGGUUCAACACAUUUUUUGUACGUGAUUACUUGCCACCCGAGUACGGAGAUAAUGGUGAAUUGCCGGUAGAACGUUCAACAAGAGCACUGAGCUGCGACGGUACCGCUAUGGAAUUGCCAAUGGUAACUUCACAUUCAAAAGCAAGAACCAGCUCAUUGGCAAGUCUUGGGCCAAAACCACCAACACUGGUACUUGCCAUUGAUAAGACGGGAUUGGACGAUGCGCAUAAAGACAAACACCAUAAACUUUAUAGUGCGGAUUUUAAGGUGAGUUUACUCAUGCAUCGACAGUGGGAAGUAACAGGAAGUGGUAUAACUCAGACAGUACCAACAAUGGUCCCCAGAGCGGAUGUACAAAUAGGCAUGAGUGGACAGGAGACACCGAGUGAAUCGAGUGAGGCUGACAGCAGUGAAUGUGAAACAACGGGUGACGAGGAUGGAUGGGAAUCAGGUGAGUUCUCAGUAUCACUCGUUGCUAAACGUCAAUCAAUAACGCACAGCAUUAGCCGUACAACACAUCACCAACAGCCACAACAAGAACAACACAACAACAGUAGUAGGAUCGUGGGUAUGAGGGGUGAUAAUGAUAAAAAUCAACAGAGUGAUGAGGAUUUAAAUACCUAUAAUGACCUAUUCACGAGAUCAGUCACAUUGAAUGACACAUGAUGACCUACAAAAACUACAUUUACUUGACCCUUUUUCUGUUGAUUAAUUGAUUUAUCGAUCGGAUAAUUGAUUCAUAUUUGUUGAACUUUUAAAUUCGUUUCUAUUUCUCUGGUUUUUAUUAUCAGAUUGUUUAUUGUUUUUACACGGUAAACACAAUUAUUUUCUCGCAUUUUGCUCUCUUGUCUUUACCACACACUCACCGAUUGAAAUCAGGGUUUAAUUGAUGAAAAAUGAUUUUUAUUUCAUCGAAUAGAAGAUAAUUGAUUUUGGGGUAACGACAAAAAUCAUCUUCUCCAUCAAUUGGACAAGUGUAAAAAUUAUUUGCACAUCCUGAUUAAGGCAUGCACUUGUAGUUAUAAAGAGCAAAAGUGCACGUUACAUUCACAUUCUGUAGAUCGAAUUGCUUGUUUCGUUUUGUUUCAAAGACUGACUCUAAACGUUCCGUAAGUUUGUUGUACUCAGAAUGAUAUGAGCGAUAUGAUUUUCCGAGAUAUUCUAUACCAAUCGUCAAUGAAGUUAUUAAUGAGAGAAUUCAGUUUUAUUUAAUUAAGAGGAGCACUCGUAUUGAUUAAUCUUCGUACAACGUGCACUAGUUGAAUCUACUUAUUAUUAGAAUAAUAGGAAAUAAUUGAAUGUUUAUAAUUGACGCAGUUUCCACUGCCUGCAGUUUAACAAAGUCUUAAAGAUUCGCACUGUUGAUUAUGAUUAAAUGGAUAAAUGAAAUGAUGUGUUCGUUAGGCUGGUUUUGUUGACUUUAAUAUUGGAAUUAAAACGUUGAUUAAUUGAGGUAAAAUACUAUGAGUGAUUUGCGGAGUGAACAAAGGAAAAUGUUGUGAUGUAUUUUUAUUGGAUUUCGUCGUUUUCGGGGAAUUAAUUGAUUAAUUAAUUCCAGAGCUGAGGGAGAUAUGACUGUCGAUUAUUUUUUAUUGCAAAGCCCUCGACAGAAGGAAGUCAAAUAACAUUUUUAAGGAAUAAUUCAAGGAAAACAACAAUGAAAGCGUUAUUCUAUUCUAUGAUCUGAUGGGUAGUUGAAAAAUCUCUUAAUUGCUCUAAAUAAUUGAUUAGUAGUAUUUUUAUGAGAGUGUCCUCAGCUCUGGUGAAUUUCAAAUGCGAUAAAUAAUCUGCUGUGAGCGAAAGUGAAUUUAUUGUCUCGCAUGUUCGAUUCUUUAAACUUAAACAAAAACACAGUAAGUGUUGGAUUAAAAUUAAUUGAUUAUAUUGUACAAUGAUUACGUUGUGAUAUUAUAGUGUUACGAGGUCAUUUGUAUGAAUGCGAUAAUUGCUCGUCUCAGGCUCUCAAUCCCCAAUGUUUUGUUUUUAUUUUAUGAUUUUUGUUGAACAUAUGAGCACGUAGGAUUGUUUAAUCACGUUUUGAUUCACACGAAAGCCGUUUAGUUAUCAUAGUUUUUCUUGAUUGAGCAUGAAGGAUCACAUGCAUGUGUAUUAUGUACAUGAUCAUUGUGCUGAGCGAAUUUUCCCUGAUGUUCAGGAGGGAAGUGGAGAAAUGAGAUGGGGCGAUAAUUCAACAUUGAAGAUGGAAAUUUUAAAAGUUGUUAAUUAAUCUCGUCAUUAAUUAAGUCGAGGUGAAUAUUGAAGAGAACUGGAAAAUAAAUCAUCUCAUUCUUCCUUUGAAACUUUCCAACUGAACGAAUACAUCUCCAAUAUGAAACAACUCCAAUAAAUACAGGAAAAUAAUCCUCUCAUUUCAUUGAAUCACACACAACAAAGAGAAAAAAAAAUUAUAAAAUAAUUUCACAAAUGUGUGUCUGUUACCAUUCAGUGGACUUGGAUCAGCGGGUCGGCCGUUAUCGUCUACUAUCGGAUGGAGGAAUGAUAGAUGUUUUGUGAGCCCCGUGUGGACAAUUCACACAUAAUCCCUCACGGCCAUCUUUAAUUCAUCCCUUCGAGCUUCAAAUAAUGACGCUAAUGAAAAUUCAUUUGAUUUAGUGACAAAACAAAACGAAAUGAUAAUUUAUCGAUCGAUUAUUAUAAUAAUUAACGUCCUGAUAUUCGAUAUUCACGUGGUUUGCUACUGGUCCAAUGGUUCUGGAGUAUUUUUGAGGGUUUGAGAUAACGAGCGAGGCGAGAUAUAUAUUUUUUAAUUACCUAUUUAAUUGGAAUCACCUGCGUUAUCGUGAUAUUUAUAAUUUUAAUUAUUUUAAUGACCGGAGGAAAAUGGAAAAUGAAGAGGAUUUUUUUUUGUGAUUACGCAAAUCUUUCAUUGUCUUCGAAAAUAGCAAUUUGAAAAUUUUUUCGUAAGACUUGUUCCCUCCAAGAUAAACCGAUUGUACCAGAACAUCUCAACUCAGGGGAACACAUUUUUUAACGAGUACGUAAUUAUUCAUAAUAAGGAACUUAUAAACAUCAUCUCAAAAAUUUUGUGUCAUCUCAGUGGAAAGGACAUUCACACCUAAAUUAACUAAUCACAAAAAAAAUCCUUGAAUCAUUACAUUUGUUUAGUGCACUCGAUUCUCGCACAUCCUUACCAAAAAGCUCACAAAACAAUCCGACAAUCGUUCAUUCCCACAACGGGAUUAAUGGCCUUAAUAAAGUCCACGUAGAUUUUCAGUUAAUCACCUAGUUAAACUAGACAAUUAUAUGCCUAAAGUUUAGGCACGCUCGUUAAUUGUUGGUGAGCCCAAUGCGGCAUUGCGCAAACACUCGAAAUUCUUUUCCAACUGUUAAAUGCUUGACACCAUCAGGAGAAAAUAAAUUGAAAGUUUGAUUAGGCUGCAACUGAAUCGAUUAUCCAAGGAUUAAGUGAUAUCAAUCAUCUUCGAUUUUUUUUAUUAUUUCGUAAUUAUACGAGGGAGGAAGGUGCGAGAGUGACAGAGCGUUCAAAAAUUAUUACCUUUAUUAUUAAUUGAUGAUGAAUGAGAGGGGAGUGGAAAUCUUAGGGGAAGGGGAGGGGUAAACUAACGAUUAUAUAAAUAAUAGGACUAUUUUCAUAAGUGAUAAAUUGUAAGUCAAUAAUUAUCGAGUAGCAUGGGAGAGAAAAAUGUGAAUUUGUGAGAUCGAUCUAAUGGGAAAGCAUGAGUUGCUAUUCGAGAGGUGCGAAUAAUCGGUGAGUGUGUGUAUGUUUAUCAAUAGUUAAAUUACAUUGAAGAAAAUCAAGGAUUAACGCGUGAUUUUUAGAUUUUUUUCCUCCACUUUUUAUAUCAGAAAAAUAAUUAUCUCGAUGGAUUAGAAGAAUGUCUAAUGACUUCACAUCUGUGUAAUGAUUUGUAUAAACAAUUGAGUUAUCAAUGGAUGGAUAAAAUAAUAAAUGUUGAUAUGAGUGA